AGAUUAGCCGUGCUAUAUUUGUGCAAAAAAUUGAGUAAUCAUUUUCUAAAGGAAUAUUCUGUUAUAUCACAGCCUAAGAAACGCGAGAACACAUUAGCAGCUGAAACUAGUUUGACGUCGGGAGAGGUUAACGCAGAGAGGUUGGUCGUGAGGAAAAUUGUCAUCUGAGUCGGCAGCAUCAGCGCCAUCGAAACCGGACCUCCCCGGAACCCUUCAGCAUUCCACCGGCAGACGAUCGCUCACACAAUGGGGUGCGACUGUGAAUCAUGUAUAGCGAAAACGUUGUUGUCCGUUUUCAACUUCCUUUUCUUCGUGCUCGGUACAAUCGUACUCGGCGUCGGAAUUUGGCUCGCGACCGAUAAAACGUCGUUCAUCGCGCUGCUGAAAAUGGUCGACAACGAUCAGCUAGAGCACUUCACGCAACCAGCCGUGAUAGAGCAGCUCGCUUAUCUGCUGAUAGCGAUCGGAUCGGUAAUGUUCUUCCUCAGCUUCCUCGGCUACUGCGGAGCGAUUCGGGAAAGCCGGUGCCUGCUGACGACGUACGGACUAUUCCUGCUGCUGAUUCUUGUGGCGGAGGUGACGGCCUUCGGAUUGGCUGCCGCAUACAAGGACCGCGCCCGGACGGAAACGAAGAACUACCUGCAGACGACGAUCUCCAAGUACUAUACGAGCAACGACUACAACAAAACCGAUGCGGUCACGCUGAUGUGGAACUUCAUGAUGACCGAGCUGGAAUGCUGCGGAGUGGACGACUAUCGGGACUUUGAGCUGUCGGAAAAGUGGAACGCUACCAAGGGGGAGCAUAAAAUACCGGAGGCAUGCUGCAAGCAACCGGCCGAGGGCAACUGUCCUUCCCAACGCACCAAAACCAACCACUUUGAAAAGGGUUGUUACACUGCCCUCACCGACUGGAUCCUGCGAAAUCGGGAUCUGGUGAUCAUAGUUGCCGUUAGCGUCGGGUUGGCGCAGCUGAUCGCCAUAUUCUUGGCGUUCUGUCUCUGCAAAUCGAUCGAGAAGUACGAAGGAAUGCGGCUGUAGGUGAGGUGCGGUUGGUGGCACUUCCUAAGCAGCUGCAUGCUACCGGACACAACCUCACGCACCCAUUCUCACCCAUCUUGAGGCCCACACAUCCCCGCAAAGAGCCAUACUCAUCGCUAGGACCAGCAAACGGGCAAUAAUGUGCUCGAGCUAGAUGUAACAGUCGGCAGUCGGAGUGUCGACUUGAGCAAAAGCAAUCUCAACGAGUGGAAGUUGCGUACAAUCGAUUCACCAUAUUGGCAUCGGUUGCGUUAUGCUGGAGGAAAUGUAAAUUCAACAAUCUUUUAUCAUCGGAUAGCGGAAAAGUGCACUUCAGGGCGACAAAGUUAACAUUUUUGUUAAUCACUGUUAUCGGUUGGAGCCGUAUGAAUCUCUCGAAUUAUAAUUGUGUAAGAAGAAUCUCUCGACUCGUCCUAACCGGGGAAUAUAUUUUUUCAACUCACUGUUAACGAUGGAACAAAACGAGGUACACACAUUACAACGGUAUAAAAAACAUGGUAGUAAACAUAAAAAAUGUGCUGUAGCAACCUGUUUGAGCCAUUGGAGUAAAGCGCUACUGCCAGCAGCAAGAGAACUACAGCGGAAAUUAGCAUUAUUUCAUUGAUAAUUUUUACGUUCUUAUCCGCGACUAUAAUAGCAUGUUUUCGUUUCCCCAAUAUCUUUUUCUUUUGUUAAGUUACUCGAGGUUAAGUGACAUUGAAUAAAACAUACCGAAUUAUUGUAA
Molecule: messenger RNA, 1762 nt
Organism: Anopheles coustani
Lineage: Eukaryota; Metazoa; Arthropoda; Insecta; Diptera; Culicidae
Product: tetraspanin-18
Exons: 6
Coding region: 247-1038 (263 amino acids)
Cellular component (GO): membrane
Source: RefSeq, a predicted model, not a curated record